GUCGGGAUAUGGAUGCGUAUAAGUGAGCCGCCCACGAGCGCGGUGCUGUCAGCUUUUGAGCCCACCCUUCGAUCACCGUCAGCAGGAUGUCUCCCACCAUUUAUCUCGUCACUGGCGCAAACCGCGGAAUCGGCCUCGCCAUAGCUACCCAGCUCGCCAACCGCCUCGACACAAUCGUCUUCGCCGGCGCGCGCAACCCCGCGCAGGCAACCGACCUUCACGCCCUCGCCACCGCGCACCCCGGGCGCAUUCACAUCCUCAAAGUUGUGUCCGCGGACCGGGUCAAUAACGACGCCGCAGUCGAAGAGAUCAGGCGAGCGGCCGGGCGGCUCGACGUCGUGAUAGCGAAUGCGGGCAUCAGCGACUGCUUCGUGUCGGCGUUGGAGGUGCCUACAGAGGAGAUGAUCAGGCAUGUUGAGGUAAACACGAACGGCCCCCUCGUCCUCUUCCAAGCGGCAUACCCGCUCCUGAGCGAAAGUCCGUCGCCAAAGUUCGUCCCCGUCACCUCUGCCAUGGGCAGCAUCGCGGACGGGACGACAUACCCCAUCUACACAUACGCCUAUGGUGCAUCGAAGGCCGCUCUCAACUGGGUGACGCGCAAGUUGCACUUUGACUUCCCGGAGUUGGUCAUCUUCCCCAUCGACCCGGGAGGCACCGAUACCGACUUCGUCAAGAAUGCCGUUGAGAAGGACGAGCGAAUGCGGGAGUUGAUGCAAUCCUUCCCGCUCAUCACGACGGAGACAAGCGCGCGAGGCAUCCUAGAGCAAGUCGACGCCGCGACAAGGGAGACGCACGGCGGCCAGUUCGUCAACUAUGCCGGCUUGGGGAAGUGCGAUUGGUAG
Messenger RNA from Schizophyllum commune H4-8, 842 nucleotides. RefSeq names its product NAD(P)-binding protein. The coding region runs from base 87 to 842 and encodes 251 amino acids. The transcript has 4 exons. Gene Ontology annotation, molecular function: oxidoreductase activity. NCBI's taxonomy places the organism in Eukaryota, Fungi, Basidiomycota, Agaricomycetes, Agaricales, Schizophyllaceae. The record is from RefSeq and is a predicted model, not a curated record.